Phasianus colchicus (ring-necked pheasant) is the source of this 1566-nucleotide messenger RNA. RefSeq names its product homeobox C5 (gene HOXC5). The record is from RefSeq and is a predicted model, not a curated record. Gene Ontology annotation, molecular function: DNA-binding transcription factor activity, RNA polymerase II-specific; RNA polymerase II cis-regulatory region sequence-specific DNA binding. NCBI's taxonomy places the organism in Eukaryota, Metazoa, Chordata, Aves, Galliformes, Phasianidae. Gene Ontology annotation, cellular component: nucleus; nucleoplasm. Gene Ontology annotation, biological process: positive regulation of transcription by RNA polymerase II; anterior/posterior pattern specification; embryonic skeletal system morphogenesis.
UUUAUUAUUAUUAUUAUUUUUUUCCUCCCCCCCCUCUCCCCCUCCUCCGCCAUGAGUUCUUACGUCGCCAAUUCGUUUUAUAAGCAAAGUCCCCACGUUGCUGCCUAUGCCAUGCAAAGUUAUGGAAAUUAUGGAAGUGUGCCUGAGGUUCAGCCAUCCAGGUGCUGCUACAGCGGCGUGGAUCUGAGCAUCACCUUCCCCUCCUCCGGGGCUUCCAACCCUGAGAGCGGCGUGGAUAUGUCUACAACCCCCAGGUCUCACCCCGAUCGACCUUCCUGCACGGUCAUGGGUUCGUCGGGCCAUCUUUUAAACGAACCCCCACCUUUAAACCCAGGAAUUUACAGUCAGAAGACAACGAACGCAACAACGUUGGAAGAGAGAUCGAAAAGCUCGGCAGAAAUCAAAGCUGAGCCCGUGCAAACGACACAACAAGGAGGAGCACAAGUGCAGCAGCAACGGCCACCUCCACAAAUAUACCCGUGGAUGACCAAACUACACAUGAGCCAUGAAACGGAUGGCAAACGGUCCCGAACCAGCUACACCCGCUACCAAACUCUGGAACUGGAGAAAGAAUUCCAUUUUAACAGAUACCUCACCCGGCGGAGGCGCAUUGAGAUCGCCAACAACCUGUGCUUGAACGAGAGACAAAUCAAAAUCUGGUUUCAGAACCGGAGGAUGAAAUGGAAGAAAGAUUCCAAGUUGAAAAGCAAAGAGGCUCUUUAGGGCUUUGGCUGGAGGUGGGGGUCCCGUUCUGUAAGCUGCCGUGGGGAAAACUCUGAUUUUGGGGGUGGGAGGGAGGGGGAUGCUGCAUGGCCGCAGGUCCGUACCCUCUCCGACCCGUCAGACAAAGGAGAGCUCUUAUUAGCGAUGCGAAAAGCCGCUCUUAGCUUCACGCAGAAAUGUAGUGUUUCGCUCUUUAGGUUGUUAAUAAGUGUCCGAACCUGUGCGCUCUGUUGGGGGGGUGGGGGGGGUGUGGGAAUCGCCUUGAGGUUGCUCGGAAAAAAUGUUUAAAAAGAGGGAAUGACAAAAAAAAAAUCCUCAAAAAAUACACACACACACACAGGAAAAAAAAAAGAAGGGUUUAAAAGAGGUCCGCGGGUUGGUUGGGACGCGGUGGUGUAAAAAUGGAGCUGAAAAUGGCGAAACGGCUCUGAAAAUCGCGAAACCGCUCUGAAAAUCGCGAUGUCCGUAGUCGGAGGGAAGUGGGGGGGAAUAUAGAUAUCUAUCUAUAUAUAAAAUGAUAACCGUAAUAAAAUCGAGAGCUGUUGAGGAAAGGACAAAAAGCCCGACGCCGAGCUGCUGCCCCGGCCUCCUGCUCGCCCUCUGCUCGCCCUUCUAUGGGGAGGAAGCGGCCGGGCUGUGCUAUGGGUCGCACUGUGGGGGGGGGGGGGGGAGUGCGAGCCCCCAUCUGCUCGCUAGGCUCAGAAAUCCCCCCUCUCUUCUUCUCCUCGCUCCUCCUGCAGUCGGGUUGGGACGCGUCCCAAUGGCACAACAUCGCGUUCGUCCCCAAACCCCGCAGUGCCCCGCAUUGAGCCGGGGUGGGGGCUGUGUGUGUGUGUAUGUGUG